CAAUAAUAAAACUAGAGAGGGUUGCAAGUUCAUCCUCCUGACAGCAGGUCUAGUAAGUGAUGUGACUGAUGAGGCAACAGUGACCCAAAAGUGAAUAUAAAUACCUGCAUCUUCUUCACACUCAACCAUCAGACAGGAGACCUGAAAGGAGCAGACCACAGUCAUCCACAUCAGGAGGAACCUUGUUGAAGUCAAAACCAAGAUGAAGACGUUCAGUGUUGCAGUUGCAGUGGCCGUCAUGCUCACAUUCAUCUGUAUCCAGGAGAGCUCUGCAGUCCCACUCAGUGAAGUGGAAGAGUUGGAGGAGGAGAUGAGCACCGACAAUCCAGAUGCGACACAAGAGGAGACUUCAGUGGAAACAUGGAUGAUGCCAUUUAACAUCAGGGAAAACGGUUAUACUGGUCCCAUUAGAUGCCGUUAUUGCUGUGGUUGCUGUGCCCUCGGUGUCUGUGGCAUCUGCUGCAAGUGAGGAUUGGUGUGUCUGGAUCUGAGUAGCUAACACUGAAAUUUACUUUGGUUUUUUUUGUUGUUUUUUUUAAAAUAUAAAUUAAAAAUCUGAUGUCACUGGA
Molecule: messenger RNA, 569 nt
Organism: Stegastes partitus (bicolor damselfish)
Lineage: Eukaryota; Metazoa; Chordata; Actinopteri; Pomacentridae
Gene: hamp
Product: hepcidin antimicrobial peptide
Exons: 3
Coding region: 203-469 (88 amino acids)
Biological process (GO): defense response to bacterium; intracellular iron ion homeostasis
Cellular component (GO): extracellular region
Molecular function (GO): 2 iron, 2 sulfur cluster binding
Source: RefSeq, a predicted model, not a curated record